Messenger RNA from Metarhizium album ARSEF 1941, 1875 nucleotides. RefSeq names its product Tyrosyl-tRNA synthetase. The transcript is spliced from 2 exons. Lineage: Eukaryota; Fungi; Ascomycota; Sordariomycetes; Hypocreales; Clavicipitaceae. The coding region runs from base 1 to 1875 and encodes 624 amino acids. Gene Ontology annotation, cellular component: cytosol; mitochondrion. The record is from RefSeq and is a predicted model, not a curated record. Gene Ontology annotation, biological process: tyrosyl-tRNA aminoacylation. Gene Ontology annotation, molecular function: tyrosine-tRNA ligase activity; RNA binding; ATP binding.
AUGGUGCCGCGACUUCAAGCUUCAAGAUGUUUGACCAGGUCUGGUGGUGCAUCACGAGGCCUGAUGUCGUUGUCGUGGUCAGCAUGCGCGCCGCAGCAGACUAGGGGCGUCUCGACUUCGUUCCUGAACAAGGUUUCCGAGGGCGAGCAGCGGUGGGAGGAAAGAGCGCGGCAGAUUCAAAAAGGGGAGCUGCCUCAUGUUUGGGACGUCCUUGACGAGAGAGGAUACAUCAAGGAUGUGGCUGGCGUCCCGGACAAAAUCAAAGAGAUCAUGCGCGUCAAAAGAAUAGGCGCCUACGUCGGUGUCGACCCGACCGCCGACUCACUACACCUCGGGCAUCUCCUCCCAUUCAUGCCUCUCUUCUGGCUCUGGUUCCACGGAUACCCGGCCGUAACGCUCCUCGGCGGUGCCACGGCUCGAAUUGGCGAUCCCACCGGCCGGUUACAAAGUCGCGAGAACCUGACCAACUCGGAGAUUUCGAAAAACGUCACCAAAAUACACUACCAGCUCACGAGACUGUGGACAAACGCCGUGACGCUACGAGACAAGUACGGCUACAGAAAAGACUGGGCUGCAAAGCGCCACCUGUUGAACAACAACAUGUGGCUCCAGGGCCUGUCAGUCUACGACUUCACGAAGCGGCUUGCGCGAAACACCCGAAUCGGCCCUAUGCUCUCCCGCGACACAGUGAAGCGCAAGUUGACCGAGGGCGAUGGCAUGUCCCUCGGAGAGUUCCUGUAUCCGCUAAUGCAGGGCUGGGACUUUUGGCACAUGUACAACAAGCUGGGGAUUCAGUUGCAGAUCGGCGGCUCGGACCAGUACGGAAAUAUCGUGGCGGGUAUCGAUGCUCUGAAGAUCAUUCGCGACAGCGAAGAGGCGCCACAUGCCAAGAUGCCCACGGAGUGGCAGCACGAACCCCUGGGCUUCACCGUGCCUCUUCUUCUCGACUCGGCCGGCGCCAAGCUUGGCAAGAGCGCGGGCAACGCUGUGUGGUUGGACGAGUUCAAGACGCCGCCUUUUGAGCUCUACGGAUAUUUCAUGCGCCGGCCAGAUGACGAGGUGGAGAGGUUGUUGAAGCUGUUUACGUUUAUGCCCAUGACGAACAUACAGGAAAUCAUGACGCAGCACUGGGCCGACCCGUCCAAGAGGGUCGCCCAGCAUGCUCUCGCUUUUGAGGUUCUUUCCCUGGUUUAUGGUUCUCAAAGGGCCCUGCAGGAAGCCCAGCAGCACAAGUUUAGGUUCGGCGGAGAGCUCCCACACGUCAUCAACGAGCCCUCCCAGGACAGCGGCAUCGUCACGGCCAACAACGCACCCCGAAGCGACAUUCAGCUCCCCCAGUCCAUAAUGAAGCUUUCCCCGGCCAAGCUUCUUUUCGCAACCGGACUGGCUUCUAGCAACAGCGAGGGUCAGCGCCUCGUUACUCAGCAAGGCGCCUAUGUGGCUGCCCAGCCAGGCCAGACUCGAGGCCUCGUGCCAGGAAACUUGUCUUGGACACCGAUAAAGAUGUGGUUCCCCGAAGAAACGGCCAAAUACCUCAUCGAUGACAAGAUUUUGAUCCUCCGCAAAGGGAAGCACAACGUGCGCAUCGUCGAACUAGUCUCCGACGAAGAUUGGGAAGCCAGCGGAAAGAUAUACCCCGGACAGCCGUACACCGGCAUGGUGCGCCGCAUGGCAGAACAGUUGGAGAAAGAGGUUGAGACGGCUGGACAAAAGUUGAAGCCGAGCAAGAUGAAGAAAUUGCUUCGGGAGAAGGUGCGUGAGCAGCAGGCGCUCAGGGUAGCCAACAAUCCUGACAUUGAGCUGCCAAGCAAGGAGGAGAUACGGCGGAGGAAAUACAUCCAUAGCCGAGGGCGCCAGAACAAGUCCCAGUGGUAG